AAGGCUUGGCCCGAGGAAAAGAAUCCGGGCGACGGGCGCGCUCUGAGCGCCCGCGCAUGAGGAAGCAAGCGGGAAGCCAUGGAGAAGCAAGCCGCCACCAUCAUGAUUGAUCAGACCGCCACGCAUUCGUCCGUGCAGCAGAUUGAGGACCGCCUUGCGCAGAUCCAGGCCGCGGGGAUCGGCCAGAUACCUCUGGUCUUUCUCUGCGUGGCCGGUUCGAAACCCGCCGAGAUCUCGGAGGUCGAUGCAGCCCCCUGGAUCCGAGUCGUCCGUCGCUUACUGGAGCUGCAGCAACCGGUGUACGGCAUCGCCACAGGCACCAUGGGGCCCUUUGGCAUCAUGAUCCUGGAAGCGUGCGACUACGUCUACUCUGACAGCCUGCAGCAAGGGAUCCGGGCGAACCGCAUCCUCCGUCCCUUUGAGACGGCCUUCGUGUGCAAGAUUGCGGCCGAGGAGGCGGAGUGCAUGAACGUCUCUCAGCUUAUGGAGAUGAAAACGGAGAUGGUGAGGAACAAGCUCUUCGCCCGCUUCCCCAGGCUUUCUUCCUCGGAGGAGAACUGGGGCGGCAAGAUGCAAGCGACACACUGAGGGGCCCGUGAGCGGCGAGGGCUGAUGCCCUGACUUCCCUCGGGUCUUUUCUUGGUUCUGUGGAUUCAGCCCAUUUUUUGUUCUUCC
This is a messenger RNA of Effrenium voratum, 675 nucleotides long. The record is from the annotation of a GenBank genome assembly. NCBI's taxonomy places the organism in Eukaryota, Dinophyceae, Suessiales, Symbiodiniaceae.